Messenger RNA from Coregonus clupeaformis (lake whitefish), 1094 nucleotides. Its product is annotated as voltage-dependent anion-selective channel protein 2-like. Gene Ontology annotation, cellular component: mitochondrial outer membrane. Gene Ontology annotation, molecular function: voltage-gated monoatomic anion channel activity. The record is from RefSeq and is a predicted model, not a curated record. The transcript has a single exon. Lineage: Eukaryota; Metazoa; Chordata; Actinopteri; Salmoniformes; Salmonidae. Gene Ontology annotation, biological process: monoatomic anion transmembrane transport. Bases 99 to 950 code for a protein of 283 amino acids.
CUAUGUGUUUCUCCUUCAUCGCCCUCCAGCUGGACACGACUGUAUCGCGACGCGGUGUCAGAAACAGCCUGAAAACAAGUCAAACCAACUGAGGUAUAAUGGCUGUACCUCCAUCAUAUGGUGACCUUGGCAAAUCUGCAAAGGACAUCUUCAACAAAGGAUAUGGUUUUGGAUUGGUGAAACUUGAUGUCAAGACCAAGUCUUCAAGUGGAGUGGAAUUCAAAACCUCGGGCUCCUCCAACACUGACACCAGCAAAGUCAACGGGAACUUGGAGACUAAGUACAAAUGGGGUGAAUACGGCCUGACGUUUACAGAGAAGUGGACAACAGACAACACUCUGGGGACUGAGAUCACCGUUGAAGACCAGAUCACCAAAGGACUGAAAGUUACGUUCGACACCCAAUUCUCACCAAAUUCUGGCAAGAAGAGUGGGAAGGUGAAGACUGUCUAUAAGCGUGAAUACGUCAACCUGGGUGUGGAUGUAGACUUUGACUUUGCCGGCCCGGCCAUCCACGGGGCAGCGGUGGCCGGAUACGAGGGAUGGCUGGCUGGCUAUCAGAUGGCCUUCGACACGGCCAAGUCCAAAAUGACCCAGAGCAACUUCGCUGUUGGCUAUAAGACAGGAGAUUUCCAGCUGCACACCAAUGUUAAUGAUGGCACAGAGUUUGGAGGGUCCAUCUACCAGAAGGUAAAUGACCAGCUGGAGACUGCUGUGAACCUGGCCUGGACAGCAGGCAGCAACAGCACCCGCUUUGGCAUCGCUGCCAAGUACCAGCUGGACUCCACUACCUCAAUAUCUGCUAAAGUUAACAAUGCCAGCUUGGUGGGAGUUGGCUAUACCCAGACACUGCGGCCAGGUAUGAAACUCGUCCUGUCUGCACUGGUCGACGGAAAAAGCAUCAAUGCCGGUGGCCACAAACUGGAACUGGGACUGGAGCUGGAGGCAUAAGUAUCUAGCUAUCCUGUCUAGUGAAGUCGUUGUAUUUAUUUGAAUUGAGGGAAUCGCAGAAGAAUUUGGCCUUAUGUAUUUCCAGCCCAACCACCAUUUUAAGGGAUGUCUCAAAGGAAAGGGAUGAAUCUAAUCUAAAGCAAC